Molecule: messenger RNA, 2772 nt
Organism: Tetrapisispora phaffii CBS 4417
Lineage: Eukaryota; Fungi; Ascomycota; Saccharomycetes; Saccharomycetales; Saccharomycetaceae
Gene: PRP2
Product: DEAH-box RNA-dependent ATPase PRP2
Exons: 1
Coding region: 1-2772 (923 amino acids)
Cellular component (GO): catalytic step 2 spliceosome; intracellular anatomical structure
Molecular function (GO): RNA binding; ATP binding
Source: RefSeq, a predicted model, not a curated record
AUGGGAAAUGAGACCAAGAUUUGGGAAGGAGUGGGGAAGAGGAGAGUGAAAGCUAGAUACGAAUCUGUGGAAGAUGAUAGUGUGGAUGGGGAUGCAGAAGUCUCGAGAGAUGCUUUGUCGGAAGAAAAAACAGAAAAACAAGAUCAGGGGUUGGAAAGACACCAGUAUGCUUCUGAUCAUCACGGUGCAGAUGCUAUUAGAAGCAAGGUUAAUGAAAAUAUGGAUGAAUUGAGGGUACUGGCAAGACAUGAGUAUCUUGGAAGAAGAGAGAAAGAGAAAUUCGUAUUGCUGAUAAGAGAGCUUGAGAUUUUAGAAGAUGACAUAAAAAAAUAUGGAUGGGACAAUCUAUCAGAAAGGGAAAGGUCGGAGAUUAUAUUGAAGAGAGAGUUAGUUCAGCUGAUCAAUAGCAAACGAUCCAUAGAGGAUACUAAUUAUUACACAUUGGCACAUGAUGAUGCUGAUAACAGCAGUUCUCCAACUGAUAAAAAAAGGAAAACCCUAUAUGGCAACGAAUACGAUGGUUCCAAACGACAACGUAACCCAGGUGAAAUAUGGGAAGACAAUCAGAUACGGAAUGCAGUGAAGACAGAUGCUGGUCAUCAAAUAGACAACAUUCAGGUUAAAGGUUCGGAAAAGUAUGACUAUGUCUUUGAUGAAGAAGCAAUGAUAGAUUUCACUAGUGAUCAAGAAGAUAUGUUAGAUGAUGAAAAUGAUGAGGAUACUUCAAGUGGAGAAGAAGAUGCAGAAUUGGAAAAUUUAAGGGAAAAAUUGAAUAUGGAAGAAAAUAGGAUAGUCGCCAUCCAAGAGUCAAGGAAAUUGCUGCCAGUUUAUAAAUACAGGCAAAGCCUGCUAGAUGCUAUUAAAGAAAAUCAAGUUUUAAUUGUAGUUGGUGAAACUGGUUCUGGUAAAACAACACAAUUGCCUCAAUAUUUGAUAGAAGAAAAUUAUACUCAAAAUGGGAAGUUCCAAAUUGCAGUCACUCAGCCAAGAAGAGUAGCAGCUACUUCUGUCGCUUCAAGAGUAGCUGACGAAAUGAAUGCUGUUCUUGGGCAAGAGGUAGGAUAUACUAUUCGUUUUGACGAUAAAACAACACCUAAUAAAACCUUAUUAAAGUACAUGACAGAUGGUAUGUUAUUGAGAGAGUUUUUGAACGACCCGAUGUUAUCCAGGUACUCCUGUAUCAUGAUUGAUGAAGCUCACGAACGUACAUUAGCAACGGAUAUCCUGUUAGGUCUUCUAAAAAAUAUUUUGUUACAUAGAACAGAUUUGAAACUGAUUAUAUCAUCUGCUACAAUGAACUCAACAAAAUUCUCAAAUUUUUUCAAUAAAUGCCCUAUAUUCAAUGUCCCUGGUAGACGUUAUCCAGUUGAUAUACAUUAUACAGUUCAGCCUGAGGCUAAUUAUAUGAAUGCCGCUAUUACAACCAUAUUCCAAAUUCAUACAACACAAGCUCUACCAGGUGAUAUAUUGGUGUUUCUAACAGGUCAAGAAGAAAUUGAAAAUGUAAGAGAAAAUUUAGAGGCGAUAAUAGCUAAAUUAGGUUCAAGCAUACCCCAGAUGCUUAUCACGCCUAUAUAUGCUAAUUUGCCUCAAGAACAACAGGAUAGAAUAUUCCAAAAGACUCCAAAUGGAUGUCGUAAAGUCGUUCUUGCAACGAAUAUUGCCGAAACUUCAUUAACAAUCGACGGUAUAAAGUACGUGAUUGAUCCUGGUUAUGUAAAAGAAAACGCAUAUGUUCCAUCUACUGGGAUGUCACAAUUACUCACUGUACCUUGCUCUAAAGCAUCUGUUGAUCAAAGAGCUGGUAGAGCUGGUCGUGUAGGCCCAGGUAAAUGUUUUAGAUUGUUUACCAAAUGGUCAUAUUAUAAUGAACUAGAAAUGAUGCCAAAGCCGGAAAUUUUAAGGACUAAUAUAUCAAAUAUUGUAUUAUUAUUAUUAUCACUAGGUGUCAGCGAUUUGAUUGGAUUUCCUUUACUGGACAAACCAAGUAUCCAGUCAUUAUCGAAAGCAUUGGAGACAUUAUAUAUAUUAGGAGCUUUGAACAGUAACGGUUCUAUAACGAGGCUUGGAAGAAUAAUGUGUGAAUUUCCAUGUGAACCAGAAUUUGCAAAGGUUAUUUACACAUCCGCCACUAAUGAAACCACAAAAGGUGUUUUGGAAGAAUGUGUAACUAUUGUCGCAAUGCUUCAAGAAGUUUCAUCCAUGUUUAUUGGUUCGUCAAAGGAAGCUAUGAAUCGAGUUGUUGGUGAUUCUAAUAGUGAUCAUUUGCUUUAUCUUAAAAUCUAUGAUCAAUGGAGCGAGUCUGAUUAUUCUAAAUUCUGGUGCAAAGAUCAUAAAGUCCAGUACAAGACGUUAUGUAGAGUAAGAAACAUUAGAGAGCAAUUGUGGAAAUGUAGUGAGAGGCUAGGUUUAGUUGCGUUAAAUAUAAAAGCCCGUCAGGAAAUUCCUGAUAUAACAAAUAUGAAUAUAACUUCUAAAAUUUCUAAGUGCUUUAUAACUGGAUUUCCCAUGAAUAUUGCCAAGUUGGGUACCACCGGAUAUAGAACAAUUGGCAAAGGGAAAGCUAAUAAUGGACUCGAAGUUCUAAUACACCCGUCUAGUGUUGUCUACCAAAAAUCCCAUAUGGAAGAAGGCCGAAAACCGACGAAACAUAUAUUGUUCCAGCAAUUGAUGUUGACUACAAAGGAAUAUGCUCGAGUGAUACUCCCAAUUGCAAAUGAAUCGUGGCUAAAUGAAAUGGUUCCACAGUUGUAUAAAAAAUUGGAAAGGUAA